This is a messenger RNA of Alnus glutinosa, 1308 nucleotides long. Its product is annotated as protein PHR1-LIKE 2. Gene Ontology annotation, molecular function: DNA binding; DNA-binding transcription factor activity. The transcript has 7 exons. NCBI's taxonomy places the organism in Eukaryota, Viridiplantae, Streptophyta, Magnoliopsida, Fagales, Betulaceae. Bases 213 to 1130 code for a protein of 305 amino acids. The record is from RefSeq and is a predicted model, not a curated record.
ACACACACUCCUUCAGACAAAGAGAGAGAGAGAGAGAGAGAGAGAAGAAGAGACAGGGACAGAACAGGACAUCGCUGUCCAGCCUCUCUGCAUGCCUUAUUCACUCAAUAUAUAUUCCCUGUCUCUCAGACAACACAGUUAUCUAUAUCUUCCUCCUUUCUUCUCUAACUGAUUCGGGGCUCCGAGCCCCGAACCCAGUGAGGCCUUCGGGAAUGUACUCGGCCAUUCACUCGCUCCCGCUCGACGUCGGGCACGGCGAGUUCCAGGGAGCCCUGGACGGUACGAACCUACCCGGCGACGCUUGCUUGGUCCUCACCUCGGAUCCGAAGCCCCGCCUCCGGUGGACCACCGAGCUCCACGAGAGGUUCGUGGACGCUGUGACCCAGCUCGGUGGCCCUGACAAAGCAACACCUAAGACUAUUAUGAGAACAAUGGGAGUAAAAGGGCUCACCCUUUAUCACUUGAAAUCACAUCUUCAGAAAUAUCGCUUGGGAAAGCAAUCUUUCAAGGACUCAAUUGAAAACUCAAAGGAUGCUUCCUGCAUUGCGGAAAGUCAGGAUACUGGUUCGUCUUCGUCGCCAUCAUCAAGAAUGAUGACACAGGAUAUGAAUGAUGGUUACCAAGUUACUGAGGCAUUGCGAUUACAAAUGGAAGUCCAACGAAGACUGCAUGAGCAGCUGGAGGUGCAGCGUCAUCUACAACUUCGGAUUGAAGCGCAAGGCAAAUACCUGCAGUCAAUACUUGAGAAGGCUUGCAAAGCUCUGAAUGACCAGGCUGCUGAAUCUGCUGGGCUUGAAGCUGCUAGGGAAGAGCUCUCUGAACUGGCAAUCAAGGUUUCCAAUGACUGUCAAGGAUUGGCUUCCCUAGAGACCGUGAAAAUGCCCUACUUGCCCGAAAUUGCUGCAGCUUUAGAGAACAAUAGCACUUCAAAUCUGCCAACUCGCAUUGGCGACUGCUCUGUGGAAAGCUGCUUGACAUCAACUGGAAGCCCAGUUUCUCCAAUGGCAAUGGGUUUGCAGGCUGCUGCUUUGAAGAAGAGAUCAAGGCCCUUGUUUGGUAAUGGAGACUCAUUGCCCUUGGAGGGUAACAUGCGGCAGGAUAUAGAAUGGAUGAUGACUAAUAUUGGAUGAAUUGUAGGACAUUUCCUUAUUGAAAUGGAAACCUUUUUCUUUUCUUCUUUGUCCAGUAGAUCUACAUGUUCCAGCCUUUUAGUCAACUAUAUCUUCAGUGGUCUGUAUAUUCUUGAGGUAGAUCUUUUAAAUGUGGGAAAUGCCUUUAUUUUAGAGUUGGGAAGUACCCUUUUUCACC